UUUCCUCACAGCACCUGCCUUCUCUGACAACAGUCAGCCUAAACCUAUAUUCCACGGUCACAGAACAGGAUCGCUGUGCGGCUGAGAUGUGCACCGGUCACUGCUCCAGGUCUGUGGGACUGGCUCUGAUCCCUACAGCCAUCGUCUGCAUGCUGGCAAAUGCACUGCUGCUGUUUCCGGAUCUGAAGCAUCAGUACCUGACAGAGAAUCACGUGACCAGAGAGGCCAUGUGGGGCUCUGGGAUCUGGGCAUCAGGGCUCCUGGUGCUUGUGGCUGCGCGAGGCUUUACGACACACUACGAAAAGAAAAGAUGCUGUUAUUUUACAGCUGAGGUUUUGCGUAAGUUGGGCUACGCAUGUUUGGCCGUUCUGGCAGCUGGUGUGUGUUUCGUGGUGAGCGGGACGGGGCUGGCUCUGGGACCCCUCUGUUUACACAACAGCACUGACGGUCUGAAGUGGGGACGGCCAUUAAAACAAGUCAAAACUGGAGAGAAGCUUUACCUCUAUGCUCCGGAGCGGUGGUCGUCCGCCUGUGUGGAGCCUCGAGGUGUUGUGGUCUGGAAUACAGUUUUUUUCUCCGUCCUCAUGACAGCAAGUGGCCUUGAGCUCGCUUUCUGCGUUCUUCAUCUCCUCGCCGCCUUACUGGAGUUCAUGUGUGGACCGAGAUUCCGCAAGAAUAAGGUUGUUCCUGCUUGAAAAGACUCGAGGUUCUAUUAUUUUCAUCUCCAUGUGAGAGUGAGAAUGCCAUUUUUGGGUUAAACAGUCAGCUUCGACUGCUUAACUUAUUUUAAACAGAGAGGAAAAAAAUAGAAAUGGGAAGUGGAUCAGAAAAGGCAAUAUCACUGUGCCUGAAGUGUGUUACUGCACUGUCAUCACACACACGUCCAGUCUUCCUGUAGUUCAGCUGCUUGAGAGUGACACUAGUGAUGGUAAACUUUGAAUCCCAGAAACCCUUGAACAGAUUAAACACUCUGAAUAACCUACUAAACUCACACAAACUAAUAAGCUGUUUAAAUUAUUCUUUAUUGUCAUAUAUAUUCAGAAUGCACUUUAAUAUUUAUGCACUGUAUGUGUGUGUAAUUUAAUGUAUGAUGUGUGUAUGUGAUAAAAUACUGGGUUAUUUUUUAGAUGUUAUUUUAUUGUUUUAUUUCUACUAGAUUAAAAAACUAAUCGUAUGAACACUUCAUUGUGUAAAGGAAAGCAUUAUUCACUAAAUUCCACUAAACUGUGUUUAUUUAAAUGAAAUAUACAAGCAGCACACUUGUCAAGAAAAAUGAAUUUAUCCUAAUGGCCACAAG
This is a messenger RNA of Cyprinus carpio (common carp), 1297 nucleotides long. RefSeq names its product transmembrane 4 L6 family member 19-like. NCBI's taxonomy places the organism in Eukaryota, Metazoa, Chordata, Actinopteri, Cypriniformes, Cyprinidae. Gene Ontology annotation, cellular component: membrane. The record is from RefSeq and is a predicted model, not a curated record.